UACUGAGCUCCUGUUCCUCAAAACUUUCUCUUUCUCUUUCUAUAUUGAAUCCUUCUUGACUUUUGUUUGUGUCACUAGCUUCUUCCAAAUUACCCGCUUCAUAAAUUUCUCUGUCUACAUGGUGUUCUCUGUUUGCGCUAUAUCGAUCCAAGCUUCUCUUUUGGCCGUUUGGGGGGAUAAUGGCCACUAGUUUCAUCCUCCAAUCCUCCUAUUAUCAUCUCUGUUGAAGUGCGUGGAAGAAAGUCAUUUUGAGGUUUUCUCCGGAUCCGAUCGAAAAAGAGCCGGAAAGAGGAGCGAGAAAGUCCGUUUCAAUAAAAGAAAGAUCCCUUUUACCCAAGCUUUCCGGGACCUUGACUCCUUUUUCUGCUGGCCUCUGUUUUGUGAAGCUUCUCCUUUUCUUCCACAUCUUUUACAAGUCUUCAGACUUCUCCUGUUAUCUCCAUUUCCUUUGUUUCUUCUUCUGCGUUGCGAAUUCGGGUUCGUUAGGUGAAGAAUGGGGGUAAAGGUUGCUGCUACCUGUUUGCAUUGGUCGCAGUCUGUUGUUCCUAACUCCCCUUCCUCUUCUCAGACCUACGCCUCUCCAAUCUUAUCCCCUUCUAAAAGACAAAGUGGAAACGAUAGGGCUAUUCAUUGCCGAUUUGUUCAUCGACAGGAUCGUUCGUCUCUGUUCGAUGGGUCAUCGGCCAAGCUCUUGAGGUCUAGGUCUUGCGAGUAUAAGAGAUCCAGAGGCCAAACCUUGAGGAGAGCUUCCAGCGCUAGCUUAGAUGGAUCAUUCUCUGACGAAGAAUUCGCCAAGCAGAUUCAAGAAUUAGCGUUAAAGCUCCACCUUGCACAUGGCGACGGCGAAAUUAGCAACGUUACAAAAACAGAAUCAGACGAAGUAGCCAAUUCCAGAGAUAAAGUAAGAGAAAGCAGCACCAGUAGCAGUAGUAAUAGUGUAUUAAACGAGGAAUUUUCCAGAAUCCAUAGUAGCAUAAACCUUGUAAAAAGUCCCAGAAUAUUUCCCCCAUUGGAGCUUCUUGAUUCGGUAGAGCCUCCUUGGCUGGUAAUCAGUUCGGAACCGCCAGGAUGGCUGGAAAGAGACGAAAUUAUCCCGGCCAACAUAGAGCGGAAGGCGAACAGCGUCGACAUCCCUCUGUCUCUUCGUAUGAUAAAGAAGAAAAGGCAAUGGCAAGAAGGAUUCAGAGAAGCAGGGGAGUCAGCAUACUGCUCCGUGAAGAAAGCCUUCUCUUCGAUGGUGUUCAUCAUCCGGGAGCUUCACAAUUAUACCUUGCAGAUGCGGGAGAUUCUUUUCUAUGAAGAUGUGCAAGGGAUUGUGGCCCGAGUGCAGAAAGAGAUGCAUGCCUCGUUUGUUUGGCUCUUUCAGCAGGUGUUUUCGCACACACCGACUCUUAUGGUUUACGUUAUGAUACUGCUUGCGAACUUCACUGUGUACUCUAUGGGCCAUAAUACUGCCAUGGCAGCAGCAUCUCCGGCUGUGGAAUCUUCAAUUGCUACCAUUGAGACCGUAUCGUUGACUGAUGACGUGCGGAGUCAAAAGCAGCCCAGGUUCGAUUCUUCGACGAUGAAGACAUUUUCUGUUUCAUCCUCGGUCGGGAAAACCGCCUUCGUUGGGGGGAACAAUGGUGGUGGUGGUGGUGAUAAGGUGCGGCCGGUGGCCAGUGGAACCGACGGUGAUGGACGAUUUGAUGGUUCAUCGUCGUCGAACCAGCAUCAGACCAUUCUGCCAGAUGAGAUAUCUCAGGUGUCAUCAUUUGGGAACCCGACAGCGUCGAAGGAUGGUAGCGAGUCGGGAACGGUGUUGGAAUCGGAGAGCUGGGGAGUACGAGGGGAGGAAGAGAAAAAGUUAUGGAAUGCGAUCGUGGAGGAGGCAGAGAGAAUGCCAACGGUGAUGGGGGACGAGACUCUGGACAAGGAGACGAUGCGACGAUUGGUUUCACCGAUUACGGUGGGGGUUGAGCCGGAAGACUACACGGACUACUUUAGGACAGAGCUUCUGUAUCAGCAAGCAUUGUCUCAAGAGCCUAAUAAUCCUCUCCUCCUCGCCAAUUACGCUCAAUUCCUCUACCUUGUCAUGCACGAGUACGACAGAGCGGAGGAAUACUUCAAGCGAGCAGUCCGGGUAGAACCAGGGGACGCGGAGUCGUUGAGCCGGUACGCGAGCUUCUUGUGGCUGGUGCGGAAGGAUCUAUGCGCAGCGGAGGAGACGUACUUGGAGGCCAUAGCGGCCGAACCAGGCAACAGUUCUUACGCGGCCAGUUACGCUCAUUUCCUGUGGAACACUGGUGGCGAGGACACAUGUUUUCCUCUCGACGGCCCCGACGGCAUCGACAGCAACGACCACUACGAAGACUAGAAAUAGACAGAAGUCUGGCUGAUGCCUGAUAUUCCUAUACAGUAUACACCCAUGUUGAUGUAACACGCUGAGGCCGCCAUCUCUCUCUGUUCUUUAUUUCUUUGUUAAUAUUAACGAGAAUAAAUGGAAAACAGGAGAAAAGAAUAGAUCACAUUAGUAGCAAUGAGAAAUGUUGUUGAUAUUUUUGUUUUCUUA
This is a messenger RNA of Nelumbo nucifera (sacred lotus), 2551 nucleotides long. The record is from RefSeq and is a predicted model, not a curated record. Lineage: Eukaryota; Viridiplantae; Streptophyta; Magnoliopsida; Proteales; Nelumbonaceae.